Messenger RNA from Didymodactylos carnosus, 1653 nucleotides. Lineage: Eukaryota; Metazoa; Rotifera; Eurotatoria; Philodinida; Philodinidae. The record is from the annotation of a GenBank genome assembly.
AUGAGUUUAGUGACUGAUCGAGAUAAGCGUCAAAAUGCUGGAAAUCGUUUACAACGUUUAUUAGAACAACAGGAUGAUCAAGAAGAUGAAUUCUAUGGCUCAGCCUAUGGUGGUUUUCUCGAUGAAGAAGAAGACAACGAUUAUAGAUCUGAAGAAUCGGAAGAUGACGUCGUAGAUUCGGAUUUCGAUAACGAAGAAACUGAUAAUCAUCAACAACAAGAAGAUGGUGAUAAUCAGAAUUCGACUGUAGAAAAUGAGAAGAAGGAAGACGAUGAUGAUUUUGAUGAGGAUGGAAAACGGCCAGCAAAAAGAAAAAAAAUUAUUUAUCAAGCACAAUGCUUACAAGAGGGAAAAGUGUCAAAGAAACAACAGCAACAAUCAACAACAACUGCACCCGAUGAUAACAGUACCGAGCAAGAGUCAAGAGGACAGAGAUUGCGUCGAGUUGCUCCUGUGACCGAAGCGAAAACGUUAAGAAAAUCGACGAGUGUGAAACGGGUUGAAUUGGAAAAACGUCAACGUGAACGCGAAGAACGACAAAAAUAUUUAAAAAAUGUAGCAGCACAACGUAAUACAGAUGAAGUGAGACGUUUGACACAGGAAGAAUUAUUAGAAGAAGCAAAACUGACUGAAGAAAUAAAUUUGGCAUCAUUAGGUAUGCUAUUAGAAGCGUAUUUCUCAGUAACAGUGACAGAACAUCCACAUACAGAAACCUAUGGAAUGGUCAAUGAUCAAAGUUUGACCAGUGAUUCAAACCAACCACACCGCUAUUCUCGUCAACUUCUUUCAUUUACACAUUUGAACACAUACAACGAAAGUUUUCCUCGACUACAAAAGGCAUCACAAUUUCAUGAUAAUAAUGAUCGUCCUCCUCACGUUCGACGACGUCGUCUAUGUCCUGUAACAAAUUUACCCGCACAGUAUUUUGACCCAUUGACUCAAAUGCCCUACGCAAAUUUAGAAGCAUUUAAAACAUUAAGAAAAAUCUACCAUGAAGAAAAACGAAAACAAACUUUAACAACAUCAUCUACGAUGUUGAUGGAUAUUGGCAAAGAUUUAAACCCUUCUAACAUAGUAAACAAUACCGAACUUCAACAAGAAUUAGAAAUUGAUUUACCCAGUAUUAAAUAUAUUGAAUUAGCUAUAAAAACAAGCUACAUGACUAAUUCGCGUGUAUAUUUUGACGUUUAUGCUGAUAGUUCAUCGUUAGGUCGGAUUGUGUUUGAAUUAUUUGAUAAUGAAUGUCCGAAAACAGCUGAAAAUUUUCGUUCGUUGACAACUAUGGACAAAGGUUACGGCUAUAAAAGUUCAAUAUUUCAUAGGGUUAUUAAUGGAUAUUUUUGUCAAGGAGGUGAUUUUACAAAUUAUAAUGGUACGGGUGGUAAAAGUAUAUACGGUAAAAAAUUUGACGAUGAAAACUUUAAUCGAAAAUUUACUCACCCAGGAUUAUUAGCAAUGGCGAAUUCAGGAGAAAAUACUAACUCAUCUCAAUUUUUCAUUACAUUAAUUCCUUGUCCAUGGUUAAAUGGUAAACAUGUUGUAUUUGGACAUGUUGUUGAAGGAAUGGAUGUUGUGAAACAGAUUGAUUCUUACGGAAGUGAAACUGGAACACCGACGAGAAGAAUAAUUAUUCAAGAUUGUGGACAAUUAUAA